AUGAAACGGGACGCACCUACAAUUAAUAGUCAAGUGACCGAGUUGUUGAACACAAAUGACAGAGAAGAGAAAAAAGGAAAUGAAGGAAGUAGUGCGAAAAAAAGAGACAUCGCUGCAGUUGACGGGGUGUCGUCUGAAACGGCGCCAAAGCGCUCAAAAAGGGUCGUAUCGAAAAUUAUUAAUAAAUCUCUGCAGCAUCGCCGUGUGCGGAAAAUCGCGAAUUCUAGAAUUAGGGUGCCUAACUAUAGCCCUUUGAAGCAUUAUACGUCUAAAUUGUCGACUAUUCCUGAGGAAUAA
Macrosiphum euphorbiae (potato aphid) is the source of this 297-nucleotide messenger RNA. The record is from the annotation of a GenBank genome assembly. NCBI's taxonomy places the organism in Eukaryota, Metazoa, Arthropoda, Insecta, Hemiptera, Aphididae.